This is a messenger RNA of Condylostylus longicornis, 777 nucleotides long. RefSeq lists its product as uncharacterized. The transcript has a single exon. The coding region runs from base 1 to 777 and encodes 258 amino acids. Lineage: Eukaryota; Metazoa; Arthropoda; Insecta; Diptera; Dolichopodidae. The record is from RefSeq and is a predicted model, not a curated record.
AUGGAUAAAAUCAUAGACAGAGUCAAAGAAGUAGAUGCCGGAUAUACGAUGGGCGCACAUGUAAUAAAGAUAUUAUGUUACGCAGAUGACGCUGUUAUUAUGGGAGAGAAUGAGGACGAUGUCCAAAGACUCCUAUUCGCCUUUACCAACGCAGCAGAGUCCUUUAAUAUGCAGAUUGCUACAGAAAAAACAAAGUGUUUGACAGUAUCUAAAACACCAUUAAGGUGCAAACUGGUAGUCCAUGAUAAACCGAUUGAGCAAGUGAUGUGCUUUAAGUAUCUUGGCGUCAACAUCACAUCAUGCAGAGAUUUAAGGACUGAAAUCAAAGGUCAAGCAAACAAAGCAUCGUUAAUCUCUGGAUGCCUGCGCGGUACUGUUUGGAAAAAUAAGUACUUGAGCACAGCUGGCAAGGUUAAAAUAUAUAAAGCCUGUAUGAGACCCGUUCUAACUUAUGCUCUAGAAUGCCGAGCAGACACCUCAACAACCAAGCAGCUACUUAGAACUACAGAAAUGAGGACUCUGAGGCAAAUAACUGGUAAAACCCUAAGAGACCGAAUAAGAAGUGCCGACAUCAGAAAACAAUGUGACGUGCAAGAUGUAGUUCGAUGGGCGAGACGGAGAAGACGUGGUUGGAGAGAACACGUAGAAAGAAUGGACGAAAAUAGACUUGCAAAGAUCGCCUAUAACAACAUUCCACAGGGUCGCCGCCUCCCUGGACGCCCUCCAAAAAGGUGGCGAGAAUGCUGGACGAGCCAAUCUCAAGAAGGCGCUGUUUAG